Messenger RNA from Malus domestica (apple), 665 nucleotides. RefSeq names its product organelle RRM domain-containing protein 2, mitochondrial. Gene Ontology annotation, molecular function: RNA binding. NCBI's taxonomy places the organism in Eukaryota, Viridiplantae, Streptophyta, Magnoliopsida, Rosales, Rosaceae. The record is from RefSeq and is a predicted model, not a curated record.
CUCUUUACUCGUUAAACCCUCAACCCCCAAAUCCCCAGACUCUGUCAUCACACAGUCCAUUGAAGUCGGAUCACCUCAAAUGGCGUUCAUCUCCGCCUUCCGCCGCAUCCACGGCGGAUCUUCCUCCGCUCUCCAUUCCCAAUUCGCAGCCAUUCGUCACAAUUCAACUCUCACAUCCCCCAGGCUGUUCAUCAGCGGUCUCUCGAGAUUAACAACAGACGAAAAGCUUAGAGAGGCAUUUUCCCCAUUUGGGCAGAUUGUAGAUGCGAAAGUGGUUAUCGAUAGGGUGUCUCAAAGAUCAAAGGGUUUUGGUUUCAUUACAUACGCAUCAGUUGAAGAAGCCGAGAAAGCUAGAGAAGGGAUGAAUGCCAAGUUCUUGGAUGGGUGGGUUAUUUUUGUCGACCCUGCCAAACCUAGGGAGCCUAGAUUUCCUCCUCCUCCGCAAGCACAGCAGGACCCUUCUGAAACCGGCUUCAGAUCAAACAAGACCAUCGGAUGGUGUGGAUGAUGGCUGCAUUAGUUACUUCGGUUUAAUCUCAUUGUGAUGAAAAGGAGGGCAGUUUAAACGCUGUAAACUCUCUGGUUAUUUGUAUUGAGAAAUACGAAACACUUACUAGGUGAAUGAAUUAUUGGAAGUGCUAUUGAUACAUUAAAUUUCCCUUGAU